Molecule: messenger RNA, 4705 nt
Organism: Engraulis encrasicolus (European anchovy)
Lineage: Eukaryota; Metazoa; Chordata; Actinopteri; Clupeiformes; Engraulidae
Gene: perm1b
Product: PPARGC1 and ESRR induced regulator, muscle 1
Exons: 4
Coding region: 140-3172 (1010 amino acids)
Biological process (GO): regulation of DNA-templated transcription; response to muscle activity
Cellular component (GO): cytoplasm; nucleus
Source: RefSeq, a predicted model, not a curated record
ACACACGUGACGUACAGACGCACUCACACACACACACACAGACGUACAGUCCGUACCCUGCGCAUGCAUACAAUGCCACAGGGACGUAGCUUCAACACUACUUUCUGAAGUACUAAGAUGCUGGCUGAAGUCACCAACCAUGGAUGACCUGGACCACAGUGUUCACAUUGCAGAGCGGGACUGGGACAGUUUCUAUGAGGAGAGCGAGGAAUGCGGCCUGGUCCAGCCGCUUCUGGCCCAUGAGGACUUCACUCUCAGUGACAACGAGGACCCUGCCAGCUCCUCAUGCCUAGAGGAGCUGCCCACUCCCAGGGGCACAGAGGAGGCAUGCCCGGAUGGCAACACUGUGCCCACGGCCAACUAUGAGGAGGGAUUGGCAUCGGUGACAUCGGCAGUAAAUCAAAUUGACCACCAAACAGAAAUGGUAGCCUGCUGUAGCGUCGAGGAACAGCCACUGUCAAAUUCUGUACCGGUGGGAUCAGGCGACAGCAAAGGAGUAGAGGGAGAAGCAUCGGCAGCAAAUCAAGACGACCACAACAUACUCACAGCAGGAGCGGAAGUCUCCAGCACCCCCGAAGAAGAAUCAUUGACAGAAUGCUCCCAUCCAGUGGUGGCAGGUGGCCUUGAAGUGGAAGUAGAUGAUGUUACUCAGCAAGAGGAUGGCCCAAUUUCAUUCAGAGCCACAGCACAGCAGGGUGUUGAUGAUGAAGCAACCGCCCCAGCACUAGAGGAAGAGGCUCCACCACCAGCAGCAGAGUGGAAAGAGAAAGAGCGCUGGUUUGUGACUCUGGACGACAGCCCUGUGAAACUCCGGUGCCAGAGUGGGGGCGCCUUGUGCCAACAAAAACGAAGGAAAAAAAAAACUUCUAGGAGGUCAACCCUCGUAUCAGGUUGGGAUCCAUGCUUGUCACCAGAAACAGAGAGAUGUACAGACAGAGUAGCAGAGAGUGAGGCAAGACAAGACGUAUCGAAGACAAGUGUGAAGAGGCGUUAUGCCUCUGAUUCAGACCUACCAUAUAGUAUUGCUCCAUCGACAAUUUUCCCCUAUGUACUUCAGUAUCAGGCCCCCAACCUAAAAACAUCUGAUUAUGAUCAGAAAACACCUCAUUCUGAUUCAUCUGGUCAGCAACCUCUAUGCCAAGGACAAGAAGAAGAAACUUGCAAGUCAAUGAACACCCCAAAUGUUGCCCAACCCAUGCUUACUGCUGAACAUCAGAGCAUUGUCCAAUCACCUCAAAGCAUAUCAGAUUCUUCACCUAUUCAAACGUCCAAAUUAUCCUCAGAGAAACCAAGUGGUCUUCCCAAAACAUCUGAUAACAGUGACCUCGCACCAACAUAUAACAUGAGUGAUAUACGGCCAAAUGACAUGCCACCAGGUCACUCUUGCAGAGCAGGAGAGAUUACACAAGAGGAUCAAGGCAAUGCAAGAUUACACCCCACACAUGACCUCACUGAAGAACAGUCUACUCAGCGCUUGGCUACCUUUCACAUGAAUGGAGGUGAAUGCCUUUCUCCAUCAGUGGACGAUUUGGAGACUCAGGACUCAUGCCUUGCUCAAGCAUUCGGGCCCAUCCGCCCAGUCUUCGCAAUUUCAUCCUUUUGGGACGAGAUGGAAAAGCUGACAAUUAACGACAUACUCCACCUACGAAUUGUGCACGACCCAUCUUCAUCCCCAGAAUCUGGCCACGUGGAUGAAAAUGACAACAUCUCUGACACACCUGACAGCACCCUGCCCAACCCUUCUGACAACUGUGAACAGGACACCACCGUGCCACUGGACUCACUGGAUAAUGCAGACUCAGACUAUUUCACCCACCUAGACGACUCCAAACCCGACCGUUCGAGCUGCGAGUUCUCCACCUUCUCCGAUUUUGAUGAGGAUCUCCUGCAGAUGGUCAACACGAGCUCCAGUACAAGCCCUGAGCCACAGGAUCAGCAGAGGGAACCGGCCCAACUCCAAGGCUUUAGUGACUCACCGUACCCACAAUCGGAAGUCCAGUCUGAACAUAAUAUGGAGCUCAGUAGAACCAGGGGCUCUGAACCCGAGCUCACUGUGCUGUUCUCCGAUAGCGGCACCCCACUGCUAGUCUUUUCAGAUGCCGAGUCGACAUUGAGCCCCAGUGGCAGUGAGUACAACAUGAUGUCCCUGGACUCAGAGAUUGUCAGAGAGAUGUACUAUGAUAGUGGACUGCAUGACGAAGGGCCAAGGACCUUAAUGUUAGCAUUCCCUUACGAGGAGACACCUCCGGAUUCGUUUAUUUUGGCAGGCCAUAACAUUGCAAGAACACCAUCACCUGUUCUAUCAAGUUCCAGUUUACUGGAGGACUCUUUCAUGAUCUCCUUCAACGAGAUGAUUGAACACUGUGAAGACACACCCUUUGACAGCUUAUUUGAGGCAUCCAAUUCAGACCUGUCCCUCCAACCUUACUCAGAAAAUCUGUCAGUGGCAGAAUCAUUCGACUAUUUCUUCUCAGACUUUGAUGACAAAAACAUUUUCUUUCCACUGAACUUCGGGCAACAAGAAAGCGCACCCAAGACAGUCCCCAUUUUCUCCUGCUCGCAAUCUCUGGUGAGAGACUUAACAUUUCCCGAAGUGGAGCAGUUCUUAGAUGUAGAGGAGGAGGACCACUGUGCCCCAAUACAUGUGAUAUCACGCUUCACCAGCCAGCAGAAGACAGUCCCUGCUGCUCCGGAUGUGUACAUCUACCGUCAGGGGGGCUGGAAGAACAUGCUCUCCCUCAGGAGGAUCUGGUUAACUAGAUCGGGGAACACCAGCAGUUGGUACCAGAGAGCCAGGUCCUGGAUGUCGCCAGGGAUGCUCUUCAGGCCAAUGCACCGAUCCUGCUCCACAGCACAUAUGGUCCCGGGCACCUGUUCCUCGCUGCAGGUGUUCCAUCUCGGAGAUCCUGUCCUCAGGAAGCAAGCGCUGAAUAAGAUACGACUACAAGAACAGUCUGAUGCAUCAGUCUUCAAAAAGAAGUACUUCCUCUUCUCCCUACGGCAAUCUGACAUGUGUUUGGUCUGCAUUGCCUUUGCAUCCUGGGUACUAAAGUCCACAAACCUACAAAGCGGAGACACAUGGAAGGCGGCUCUUCUGGCAAAUGUGAGUGCAAUAUCAGCCAUUCAGUACUUGCGGCACUACAAGCGUAAAAAAGGACAAGAUGAACCAUAAUAGGAUGGUGUGGCAUAUGGGAUUCAAAGGGGCCAGAGCAUGGAAAUGAAUUAUGUUUAAUAUAUCUAUUUACAAAUAGCUUUCGAAAUUUGUUUUUAAAAAAAACCUUCAUAUUAUUCACAUUUAUUUUAGAUUUCCAGGGUGUACAAACAAUCUGUAUAUCUAGACAAGAAAUGAAAUAAGAAUGUGUAUAUGUGUGUGUAUACAGAUGUUAUUUCUACGUAGAAGAGGUUGAUUUGGACCAUAUUAUAGCAUGGUGUAUGACAACAUGUUUAAGUUUCAAUCUACUUGUAUAUCAAAGGUGACAAGUGGGAAGUAACAGGUUCUGAGCCAGUUAUUAUUUUACUAUGUACAGCAUAUCGUCAUCUAUGCAUGUACUUAUUCGGAAAUAUAGCUUUUAAACAACCAAGGUUUCUGGUAAUGGUUGUAGAUCUGGGCAUAUGUUGAUGGUGGUACGGGGAGCAUUACAAUACUUACUGCUGAAAUGCAGAAUGUGAAUGCUAUGUGCAGAAUGUAAAUGCUAAGCGCAGAAUGUAUAAAUGCUUUGUGCAGAACGUAGGGCAAGUUGCAAGAAUUGACAAAGGAAUGUUUAAGUGCUUUUACAUUAAUGUUACCAGGUAAAACUAAUCUAGCAAUUGGUUGGAAGAAAUUAGGGUGAAUCUGGCUCUACCAGAUGCGUAAUAGGGUCUACCAUUCAGUAAAUUUACAGCGAGGGAAAACCGGUUAUUUCAUGAUUUGAAACCAAGGAGGUCUAUAUACUUACUGUAUCAUUGUUUGAAACAUCUACCUGGCUAAGCUUAUUAUAACUACCCUCGUUUGUUAAUGACUAGAACAAAUGGGUGAGGUAAAGUAGCUGUCAUUGAUCUAGCAGCUGUCUAAUAAUGCCUGAUCUUGUCAAUUGUAGAAGCUAUAGCAAUAUUUCCAAUUAGUGCAAUAUCAUGAAGUUUUCUCUCAUGUGGGGAAUGCAUCAUAAAACAUCUGGUAAUAGGACCGGUCAAGUGAGCUCUCUGCUUCAUUGUCUGCAAUACUUGAGUUUCUUUGCUUUGGAUUAAGAGGUCUACUGGAACUACAAUGCUUUACAUAUGUGUAGGUAACUUAUAUUGACAUGUGUGUGUAUAAAUGCUCAACCCAUUGGUUGAAGAAAAAUAUUAAGUAGUUAGGAAAUGGAUCGCACUCAGUUUUUCCUUCUUUCUUGUUCUUUUCUUUUUAUUUAAACAUUGCAAUAAAAAGAAAAGAACAAGAAAGAAGAAAAAACUGAGUGCGAUCCAUUUCCUAACGACUUGAUUACUUCAGAGACGCAUCAACAAGACGGAAGAGCGCGGUGUGUGGAAGACAGCUUUGUGAAGAAAAAUAUUAGACAGGAGGAGGACAUAACACAUAACUGUAUUUAUGCACACACAUUUCUACUUGAUGAAAGGUGACCGUAGCCUAGCAUUUCAGUUGACAACCCUUUAGCACUUUAUUAUCAUUAGUACUGUAUGUGUUGAGUUGGGUAUCAUUUGUGUUAGUUAAAUAAAAAAAAAUCAAUAAUCA